GCACACUCACAUACAAACACACCUAAAAGUGCAAGCAGUGGAAAAACUGUAGCUCUGCAUCCCGGAAAAGACCCUCCACAUCCUGUCAGACAGAGUCAGGCACCAUGAUCAAACGCAAACUGAACUUAAAGUGGUUUGGUAGUCUCAACAACCUGCGACGAAAGUCAGAUACCCAAAAGGAUGAAGGACCUGAUCCGCUGUCAGUUAAAGAGGUGUCGACUGACGACAUGGGGAUGCAUCCAAGGAACCCGAGCUAUGCCACUUCCAGUGAAAUGUACACCCACAUGGGCACCAUGCCACGUCACCAGAAAAAGGACAGAGGUUUGAAGAAGAGCAAGUCCAAGGACAAGGCCGACCUGGGUCGGCGCCAGAGCUUAAGACCUUCACAGGACUAUGUAGUUGAUUCACCCCUUCUAAGUAUGCUUUCUGGGAAGGGCUUGGAAGCCCUGGAGAAGCCCAUCAUGGAGGACAAAGCAGCUAUGCAGACAAGAGAUAAAAGAGACAUUCAGAAUCGUGAGCUUCCUCUUCCACCAACUAUGAAUGGAGGCUCAACAGAGCAAGGAACUGCAGAUAAGGACCUGGUACUUGAGUCUAUACAUCAUGUUGAUCAGGCAGCUCCAUGUCUACAAACUUCAGAUGAUUUGCCACCAGAUCUAAGUCUGACCAAAGAGUUAAAGGUUCAGCCAGUGCUGCCUAUGAAGAGACACAAAGGAAACAACUCCAUGAAAGGUUCAGAGAAGCCCCAUUUGGACAGUAACUUGAUUAAUUUGCCUCUGAAGUUUGUCAGUCACACAGAGCAGAAUAAAGAGCCAGAGGCUAAUAUGGGAUCAGGCUGUAAACAAGACAAAAAAGAGGAGAAGGAACACAACAGACAGCUGGACACCACAGAUGUCCAAGAAGAAUAUGUAGAGUUCUCCAAGGAGAAGUACCUCCUGGAGUCACCCCCAGAGAAACUCAAGAAAGAGCUGGAGGAGGAACUCAAGCUCAGUAGCAGUGACAUGAGGAGCCACGGCUGGUACCAUGGCCAUAUUCCACGAGAGGUCUCUGAAACUGUGGUCCAACGUAGCGGCGACUUCCUUGUCCGGGACUCCCUGUCCAAUGUGGGCGACUACAUCCUGACGUGUCGCUGGCAGCAGGAAGUGAUUCACUGUCGGAUCAGUAAAGUCCUGGUGAAGAGCGGGCAGAGUAAAAUCCAGUACAUGCUAGAACAUGAGAGCUUUGACUCUGUGCCCACGCUGGUCAGGCACCACGCUGGCACGGGUCGAUCCGUGUGCCCACGUACUGGCGCACAGCUACUGUGUCCGGUCAACAGAACGCUGCCGCUGAGAUACCUGGAGGCGACGUUUGCGUUAGCAGGUGGAAGACCAGGAUCCGCAUAUUCACCAUCGACCCAGAGGGGGGCCCACAUCAAGAGACGGAGCGUUACUAUGACUGAUGGACUCACAACAGAGAAGCUUAUUCCUCACAGCCCUUCUACUGUGCACCAUAAGGAUGCAAUGAGGAACUGUGCCAUGAGCAUGGAUCAGAUUCAAGAGUACCGCUACCCACUGUCCCCGGUGGGGGAGACUCCCCUGUCCCCUGCCUACAGCUCCAUCUCCCGCCACAGACAUGGCUCCGGUGGGCGUGUCCUCGCCGUAAUCCCACCUUCCCCCGUUUUGCGACGCUCUAGCGAUCCCCAUCUCUCACCCUCAUCCUCCAAUAACAACCUUCCCUGCUCGGACAUGCCCCCUAGCACCCACUCAAUGCCUGCCCACGGUUACCCCUCGGAGAGUUCAGAGCCUGGUGGCAGCUACUGUGAACUGAGACCCGGACAAGCCCCCCCACCACCCUGCAAGAGCUACGUGGAGAGGCUGAGGGUGGAAGAGGGCCAAAGCCUGGGUUCUGGAGCUCAGGACGGGGUGGAGGGCUUCAUGCUGCCCCUGGUGGAGGCCAGCUCCUCUUUCAAACCUGGCAAGUACCAGUCAAUUCUUCUGCCAGCAGAGAAUAAACCACUGGAGAUGAGCGUGUUGAAGAGAGUGAAGGAGCUGCUGGCAGAGGUGGAUCCCAAGACAGCUGCCAAACACAUCACCAAGGCAGACUGCAUGGUCGCUAGGAUUCUGGGCGUUACCAAGGAGAUGCAAAGGAUGAUGGGAGUGAGCUCAGGGCUGGAAUUGCUGACUCUUCCGCAUGGACAUCAGCUGAGGCUGGAUCUACUGGAGAGGUUUUACACCAUGUCAAUAAUGAUGGCGGUGGAUUUGCUGGGCUGUACAGGGAGCACAGAGGAGAGAGCCACCCUCCUGCAUAAAACCAUCCAACUAGCUGCUGAACUCAAGAGCAAUAUGGGCAACAUGUAUGGAUUUGCAGCAGUCAUGAGAGCCCUGGAGCUACCGCAGAUCGCACGGCUGGAGCAGACAUGGAUAACGUUGCGACAGAGACACACAGAAGGGGCCAUCCUCUAUGAGAAGAAACUCAAGCCAUUCCUGAAAGCCAUGAAUGAUGGCAAAGAGACAUGUGUGCUGUCCAACACGUCCUUCCCUCACGUGGUGCCGGUGUUGUCUUUGCUGGAGCGUGGUGUGGCGGCUGGGGAGGUGCUGGAGUCCUGGGAGAGUGUGGAGUCUGGGGUGGACGUGGUCAUGAGUCACCUGGAAGCAGCACGCACAAUUGCUCACCACGGAGGACUUUAUCACACCAACGCUGAGGGAAAAUUACAUGAUUUCCAGGAGCGCAAGGAGGUGCUGGAAAUCUUCUGUACAGAGUUUCAGAUGAGGCUUCUAUGGGGCAGUCGAGGUUCGGAAGGCAACCAGUCCGAGCGCUAUGAGAAGUUUGACAAGGUCCUCACCGCUCUUUCACACAAGCUAGAACCUCCCAUACGACACAGUGAAUUAUAGCACCCACCCUGAUCACCCCUGCACUCACAAAUGGUAUGAUCCCUCACCUCUCUGUCGCUUCCACAACUGGACUGGAUUAUUAUGGGGGGCUUUUUUGGGGUGGGGAGGGGGGGCUGUACGGCAGAAAUAGAGAAUAUGACAAUGACCGAAUGACUCACUUUUCAAAACAAGGCACAAAAUGGGAGAGGCUUUAUGCGAGCAUGAUAGCGCCCCCUAUAUAAAACAGAUGUGAACUGCAGCAAUUGAAUGAAAUAAAAACCUAAAGCCAAAAUCUUCUUCAUUGGUUGGACAAAGAAUCCAAGGAAACAUAUUGUGAUGAAGGGUCUCAGCACUUCUUUUUCAAAAAGAAAGGAUGUGAUGAAGUGCAAGUUGACUCAAACUAGAAUGGGACUGAAUCCUGUUUACUGUGAAUCGACGAUUUUUUCGCCAUCAGCUUUUAUGUCAAUGAGAGCAAAUACAUCUCCCAUACAGGUUGUUUGCUCAGAGAGGAGUUAUGAUUUACUGCUGGAAUUGACUGAACACACUCACUUGUCAAAUGUCUGAAUGUAUGUUGCCAAAAUGUGAAUUUAAACAGAUACCUGCUGGAUGCAGUCUUAUUUUUUUGCUAAUUUCUGAGGCAAAUUCACUACUGUGGUUUUUGAUGCUUUUAUGGCUUUGUAAGUAGACAGUUACUGUGAGGAAUUGGGUCUUGAUUUUGUAAGUAGUGUCUUUCAGACAUUCACACUCUCUACAGGUUUGACAGCAUCACUCCUCAGAGCGCUUUGGUGUCUGUAUGUUUUAGAGAAAGAGUGUAACAUGAUUUUUCUUUUUCUCUAUUUCUGUCAUUCUGUUGUAUAUUGUUUUUUUAUUAUUAUUAUAUUUUAUUUAAAGACCCCAUGAAAUCAAAAUUUAAGUAUAUUCGCUUUAAGGCCAUUUAUAUGCUAGUGAUCUCUUAAAAGUUGACUAAAUGAACUUUUGGCAAAUAUAUGUAAAAUUUACAGACCAAAAAUAUUGAUUACUCAUCUGGUUUGCCGGAGCAUAAACUUUUGUGGUCUCUGAAAAAAAGAAUGUCACCUACCCCUAAAUUAUACUGUAAGUACAACCAGCCACCGACUAGUUCACACCUGUGACGAGCCCUUCAAUGUGUCCCUCCCAAAUUUCUGUUCGUCAAUUGAAAAUACGUCAAUACAGGAAAGAAAGCUGCUUGUCAAACCAUUUCAUGGAGUCUUUAAUGUAUUUCGUCAUAGAGCAUUUUUGUCAUUACGACCAUAGCUUUUCGUUUUUUUGCUGUCUUUUAAACACAUAUUCUCAAUGAGAGAUCACAAUGAAUGUCAGUUUGUAUGAAAUCAUACAAGAGCCCCAUGUAGACAAAUUUUGAGCAUUUUCCAACCCUAUUCUAACCCUAUUCUGGAAUUAAUAUACUCCAGGUUGAAGUUUAUAAAUGAACAGUCGAAAUGAGCAAUCUAAACUAGUCAUGCACCAUGCUUACUCCAUGUCAUCAUCAAUUUAGUAGAGACAUUUUCUUUUUAAAGGAAUGUUUUGGGUUCAAUUCAAGCCGAAUUAGCUGCAUAUGUGGCAUGAUGUUCCACAAAAAAUAAUGUCAACAUGUUCCUCCUUUAAAAACAUUUUUAAAAACAAUAAAAAUUUUUUAAAAAAACAGCAAAUAUCAUGGUAACAGGGAGGCACUUAAAAUGAAAGUGAAUGGGGCAAGUCCACAAACGUUAAUAUUGUUUAUAAAGUAGGGCUGUCGAUUUAACACAUUAAUUCAGUGCGAUUAAUUUUAUAAAAAAAAUAAUGUGUCAUGAAUUAAAAAAUAACAUCAUUUAUCAUGUCCCCAGACAGUAAAAAGGAAUAUUCUUACCAUCAGAGCAAUUCACUCUUGAAGUACCACCAAUUUUCUCCAGGGGGCAGUAAGCAAAACUUGCUGUAUAGGCAACGUGCAGCUUAUACAGAGAACAAACCACACUCACCAACAACAGACAGCACAAGAUGAAGACGGGCAUUCUUGCGCUCAAAAACAGCUUGAUAGAGCGCAUAUUCGAAUGCAGGGAUCUCAAGUUGUUUUCUAAGUUUCAAACUAUGUUUAACAACUUGACACAACGAACUAAAAAUGGAAUGUUUAUGAUGCGAUGCAACCAAAGCAAGACACUACAAAAGCAUCCGUCUGACCCAUGUGUACAUUGGCACAUCCUUAGAAAGUCCCUCUUAAUAAAACUGCAAAAUGGAUUGCUCUGAACUGUAGGUCAAUGAUUGGCUUAUAGUAAUGUGGAAAUAAACAAUAUAUUGGAUUCUAAGCAUUCUUAUCAGUGCUUUACUCGUCUGCCACAAUAAUGUAAUGCAUUUGAACUAUUUAUUAUUGUAUAUAUAUAUAUAUAUGGAUUUAAUUAUUUUCUGUAAGAAUUAACAUUAUGCCACAUAUACUCUUAAUUGAGCAUUACCUGUUUUGAACCUGGAACCUUCCUUUAAAGUUUUUCGUUUUUCCGCCUAUUACAUUGAAAGAACGAAACAUUCUAAAUAAUGUUACGCAAUAAUUUAUAUCGCAAC
Xyrauchen texanus (razorback sucker) is the source of this 5390-nucleotide messenger RNA. It is a transcript of the gene sh2d3ca, whose product is annotated as SH2 domain containing 3Ca. Gene Ontology annotation, molecular function: guanyl-nucleotide exchange factor activity; phosphotyrosine residue binding. The record is from RefSeq and is a predicted model, not a curated record. The transcript is spliced from 12 exons. Gene Ontology annotation, biological process: positive regulation of peptidyl-serine phosphorylation; small GTPase-mediated signal transduction. Bases 105 to 2867 code for a protein of 920 amino acids. NCBI's taxonomy places the organism in Eukaryota, Metazoa, Chordata, Actinopteri, Cypriniformes, Catostomidae.